Messenger RNA from Macrosteles quadrilineatus (aster leafhopper), 2331 nucleotides. Its product is annotated as ATP-dependent DNA helicase PIF1-like. Gene Ontology annotation, biological process: telomere maintenance; DNA repair. The coding region runs from base 1 to 2331 and encodes 776 amino acids. Gene Ontology annotation, molecular function: DNA helicase activity. NCBI's taxonomy places the organism in Eukaryota, Metazoa, Arthropoda, Insecta, Hemiptera, Cicadellidae. The transcript is spliced from 3 exons. The record is from RefSeq and is a predicted model, not a curated record.
AUGUAUAAUGAAGCAGAGAAAUUUGUUGAGGCACGUUAUAUUUCGCCCCCUGAAGCAUGUUGGAGGCUGGCUGGAAAUGAAAUCCAAAGGAAAAGCCAUUCGGUGCAACGUUUGGACAUCCAUCUAGAAGGUCAGUACCGUGUGGGAAACAUGGAACAGACACAAGAAGAUGUAGCGGACACUGGCCUGAAAGGGUCCACCUUAGAGGCGUACUUUAAACACAACUCUAAACUUCACAUAGAAGAAGAGAAUGGGAAUGAAGUAAUCUACUACUUCUACUGGCAGAUGCCAGAAAAGUACAAAUGGUUAGGCAAAACAAGUGAAUGGGUGGUACGACAGCGAAGCUCAAAAACGAUUGGAAGGAUCCACACUGUGAACUUGGUGGCCCAACCUGAACUUUAUCACUUAAGAAUGCUCCUCUUCCAUACCAAAGAUGCCAAAAGUUUUGAAGACCUUAAAUUUGUAAAUGGGACUGCCUAUUCCACUUAUAAACAAGCAUGCCUAGCAAAAGGCCUUACAUAUGAUGACCAGCAAUGGAUUGAUGGGCUGCGGGAAUCCGCUUUGUCAAAGAUGCCGAGUGUCAUGAGGACACUCUUUUGUCAAAUCUUGAUUCUCGGAUCACCAGAAAACCCUAAACGUCUCUGGGAUAUGUUUAAGGACGAGUUGGCAGAAGAUUUUCUUAGAGAAGCAGAGAUUUCUGGAACCCCUCUAGAAGAUUCUUACAACAGAGCAUAUAGAAUCAUAGCUUACAAGCUAAAUACUGAAGCUACAGAAGGCCGAAACUUCCAAUUUUGGGUGGAAAACUAUGGUAUGGAUGACAUUCAGAAUUUUCAAGACGAAGGAAAUGAAGAAACCCACAAUGUCAGCGAAUUAGAAGCCAUUGGUCGCAGACAAUAUAGCGAUUUGAAUAACGAACAAAAAGACUUUGUUGAUGCUGUUAUGAAAGCAAUAGAAGACCCGAUGAGUUGCAUCCCCAAGUGUUUUUUCCUCGAUGGACCAGGAGGUACAGGGAAGACAUACGUGUACAAUACCCUCUACCAUCUAAUUCUUGGAAAAAAUCUUAAUGUAAAAUGCAUGGCAUAUACCGGCAUUGCAUCAAUCUUGCUACCUGAAGGACGUUCUACCCAUAGGACUUUUGGUCUAAAAGUUCCAUUGACUAGCGAUUCUAAAUCAUCAAUUCAGCCAGGCACUCAGAAGGCCCAAGAACUGGCAGAAGUAGACGUAUUUAUGAUGGACGAAGCACCAAUGCUACCAAAAUAUGGCCUAAGUUGUAUUGACGGACUCCUGCGAAGCUUAGGAAACAGAAACUUGCCUUUUGGAGGAAAAACUAUGAUCCUAGGAGGAGACUUCCGCCAAUGCCUUCCAGUCCAGCCUAGAGCAAAUCGAUCUGAGCUGAUCGACCUUUCUGUAAAACGUUGCAGUAUUUGGAAGUUUUUCAAGCUCUUCUCUCUUCAUCAAAACAUGAGAGUCAAUCUCGAUGAAAGUGCAUUUGCUGGAUAUCUCCUUCAACUUGGAAAUGGAGAUUUGCCCACCAACAAUGACUGUGAAAUAAAUAUUCCCGAUGACAUUAUUUCAAAUGGAAAUAUUGUUGAACAAAUAUAUGGCGAUUGCCUAGCCAACAGAGAUUACAAUGCUAUGAGAGAUAGAGCCAUCCUUGCACCUUUAAAUAGAGAUGUUGAUAAUAUCAAUAACGAGAUCAUCCAAAUUAUCCCUGGACAAGAAACAAUUUAUAAAAGUUUUGAUUCAGUAAAAGAUGAACCUGAUGGAGCUCUCAAAUUCCCAACUGAGUUUUUAAACUCAAUUGAAAUAUCAGAUUUACCACCUCAUGAACUCCGACUAAAAAACAACGUCGUUAUAAUGUUACUCAGAAACCUAGACGUGACGGAGGGUUUAUGCAAUGGCACAAGACUGAUUGUCACGGAGUUGUGUCCGAACAUUAUUAAGGCUAAAAUAAUUACUGGCAGUCAUUCUGGUCGAGAUGUACACAUUCCAAGAGUCACUCUGGAUUCGAGCAAGUGUCAACUCGGAUGUUCGCUGCAAAGACAUCAGUUUCCAGUUCGACCAGCUUUUGCUAUGACCAUCCAUAAGUCUCAAGGCCAAACCUUUCAGUCUGUUGGUGUUGUGUUAAACAACCCCGUAUUCAUGCAUGGGAUGCUCUAUGUAGCUUUCUCCAGAUUCAUUGAUAUAGAUCAGAAACAGCACAGGUCCGAGGACAGAUCCCUGGGGAACCCCACAAGUGACGGUGUCCCGAGAGGAGACAAAGGGUCGAGCACACCCAGAACUGUCAACACCUCUGACCUCAACGAAUUGCUCCCUCUUUCUAAGGUAUGA